AGAAUUUAUUUGACCCUCAGUAACAUUAUUUGUUUAUACUUACAAUAAGAUCAUAUAAGAAAAUAUAUAUGACCAUUUAAUUAUAUCACAUGAUACAGGUACCCAAACACAUACAUGUUUUCCUACAAUUAGUAGGUUAUUCAAGUCAGAGAUAUUUAACGGUAAACCAGAUGCAUAAGCAACGUAAUUUCUUUUCCUGUAAAAUUGAACAGGAAGCACAUGGUAACAAAUAAAUAAAUAUUGUUACGACAAAUGUCACUCUCAUGCACUUUCUGAUAUUGAAGUACAAGAUAAGAUUGUACCACUGCAAGAGGACAAAAAGAGAAGACUUCUGAAUAGUUUCCUCUUAGAAAAGAGCGGUAAAAGAGGUAUUAAAGAACAGAAGGAACACAAACAUGGAGGAAGAUGAUUACUAUGCAUUUCUUAGCAACAAUACUUUUGAUGAAAGCUAUUCAUAUGAAACCUUUUUGAGAUUCAAGCGAAUUUUUCUUGUCUGCAUGUAUUUAUUUGCUUGCAUCUUUGGAGUGACAGGAAAUUCUUUGGUUAUCAUUAUUCUGGUUUUUUACAAAAAAGUGAAAAUGCUUACAGACAUAUUUUUAGUGAGCCUGGCUAUUGCUGAUUUUAGCUUCCUUUGCACACUGCCUUUUUGGGCUUAUUCUGCUGCAGAAGAGUGGAUCUUUUACACUCUCCCAUGUAAAAUCAUCCUUGGUUUUUACACCCUGAAUCUGUAUGGUUCCAUGUUAACACUCACUUCUAUUACUAUUGACAGAUAUUUUGUAAUUGUGCAAGCGACCAAAACUCGUAUCAGUCAACACAAAAGAAAAUUCUGGGGUAUUGUGGUCUGUAUUUUGAUUUGGAUAAUCUCUCUGCUGCUUGCUUUGCCACAGUUCAUCUUCAGUACAGAGGAAAAAUUAGACAAAAAGAUAUGUUUUGCAAAUUAUUCUUCAAAGUUUAUGGAGUUGUUCACAGAAACAAUUCAGAUGACACUUGGAUUCUUCUGUCCUAUGCUCAUCAUGAUUACAUGCUACUCAAUCAUUGUAAAAACUUUACUCAGUGCUAAGGGCUUCCACAAGCACAAAUCCUUACAAAUAAUAUUCGCUAUUAUUGUUACUUUCAUUUUGACACAAAUGCCCUACAAUCUUUUGAAACUCAUACGGGCCUCAGACCGUAAUAUCAUGCUCAGCUACAGGUUUCAAUAUGCUUUGAUCAUCACAGAAGCAAUUGCUUAUUUCCAUGGUUGCCUCAACCCACUUCUCUAUGUCUUUAUCGGUGUGAAGUUUAGAAAGAACUUAGCAAAAGUUCUAAAAAAUAAUUGUUGUGUUAAACAUCAAGUUACAAGACAAUGGCAAACAAAUGAUGAAAAUGUCUCCAAAAGUGAUACUGCCACAAAUAAUGCAGAAGAAACCAGCAUGGUCCCCUUAUAAGAGACCUGGGACAUACACUCAUGAAUAUCUUCAGGCUGAUUUCAGUCCUAGUUGCCCUGAGCACUCAUGAAAACAAAUAGUAUAUAUGGCACAUUUCUCAAUAUACCUAUUGUCAGAUCCCUAUCGUGAUACUGCCAUUCAAGUGGGGAAGGGACCCUGAAUUCUUUUACUCACUUAUUGCUCUCAUACUGUUUUCCUGUAUGUCCUGUAAUUCCCUAGUUUAUAACUUUUACCAUGUGACCUAUUCUGCCCUGGGUUUUGAUUUACCUUGGAGGAUGUAUAAGGGGGAGGACCAUCUGUUUUCUCUGUUUGGAAGCCUCAGAGAAGCACAUGGAAACGACUCAUCUCUUUCUCAGGAUGACCCGUUUCUACAACAUCUUCACACCUGUGGAUUGGCUCAUUCAACAUCAAAUUGAGAGGAGGGGUUUCUAACCAUUUUAUCCUAACGGAAUUGCCUGGGGGAAACUCAGACCCUGCUUUGCAUUGUCUUGCAUUCACUUCCUUUCAAUAAAAGUUUUCUUUUGAA
Thamnophis elegans (Western terrestrial garter snake) is the source of this 1950-nucleotide messenger RNA. RefSeq names its product C-X-C motif chemokine receptor 6 (gene CXCR6). The coding region runs from base 396 to 1424 and encodes 342 amino acids. Gene Ontology annotation, molecular function: coreceptor activity; C-X-C chemokine receptor activity. The transcript is spliced from 3 exons. NCBI's taxonomy places the organism in Eukaryota, Metazoa, Chordata, Lepidosauria, Squamata, Natricidae. Gene Ontology annotation, cellular component: membrane. The record is from RefSeq and is a predicted model, not a curated record. Gene Ontology annotation, biological process: chemotaxis; G protein-coupled receptor signaling pathway; inflammatory response.